Messenger RNA from Mycena citricolor, 442 nucleotides. NCBI's taxonomy places the organism in Eukaryota, Fungi, Basidiomycota, Agaricomycetes, Agaricales, Mycenaceae. The record is from the annotation of a GenBank genome assembly.
UGGAGAUCCAAAGUCCGGACUCAAGUCACCGAGAGCUAAAUGGAUAGCCAGCCAGUAGUUGCUUGUUACCAUUCGCCAGUCGCAGUUGGGAUGGCCAUAGACCCCGGGUAAAGGCCAUACUCUGUGCCCGACGAUGCGAAGGUCAAGGCGAAGAUGAUCGCUGCGUCUGCCAAGGAUGCUAUCCGCCGGAGUCUAGUGGGAAUCGCAACGAAGAUCCGGAGGACAGAGUUCAGCGAAGUGGCCCACGAAGCCGGUAAUCCUGGACAACGCCGGCCGCGGCUCCUGAUCAUGCAUGCUCGUUGAUUGGAUUCCUUUUGCAAGCCGACUAUCGAUCGGUUCAGUACGCGAAGUCAGACAUUGAGCCGUCCUCUGUGCCGUCUAUCUUCACCGAUUCUGCUCUUAAAAACCUUUCACGAGAGCUCUGACGGCGGCUGGAUCUUGC